CACGGCAAGACGUGUUAUCAAUGGAACGUGUAUUUUAUAUUCUUUGUUUGUUUUUGUUUUUGAAUACACAAGCCAACUGGGUGGCUGAGUAUGGACCGUUCAAAACUCUUUUAUAUUCAGAUUGGAUCACAUGUGACCACAGCAAGAACUCGGAGUUAAACGUAACUGCCACAGAAGUCUACUUCUACGAUUUCCAAAAUGACUUUAACUACAGCUACACUAUUGACAGCGCAGCCGAAGCCAUCCGCAACGCGUACAACCUAGACGUCACUAGAAGACUCAUUGUUUUCGUACCAGGAUACAAGUCCCAUAUUAUCCGAAACGCACCCGAACUUAUACGAAUGGCAUUUAAAAACGUCCCGAACGUCUAUCUGAUGAUUAUAGAUCACUCAAUCUAUACAUCAGCCCAAGGAGGUCGAUUGAAAAGCUACGAAAGAUCCGUCAAUUACGCAUAUGAUUUGGGAAAAGCAGUGGGACAAUUGCUCACAAAGUUCCGUUUAAUCGGUUUUGAGUCCAAGUACAUGCAUUGCAUCGGACAUAGUUUGGGCAGUCAGAUCCUAGGUUAUGCCGGCUCAACAUACACUAAUAUGACGUUAGAGAAAGUUUGGAGAAUAACGGGAAUCGAUCCAGCGGGUCCUUGCUUUUCCAACUCUUUCGUCGAAAAUCAACUUCGUUCAGGAGUUGCCGAAUACGUGGAGGUUUACCAUUGUAAUGCUGGAGGGCUAGGAACGACCAGUGUAUUGGCAGACACUGAUUUCUUCUUAAAUGAUGGGAAGACCCAACCGCAUUGUGAUGCGAGCUUUUUGACCAGUUUCGGAGAUUCCGAGGCUAGGUGCAGCCACAAAUCGUGUGUUAAAUAUUGGACGGAGACUGUGAGUAAUCCGGGAUGGUAUUUGGCGUGGAAAUGCGAUUCUUAUAAAGCGUUUUCCAAAGGCAAAUGUGCGGCUAAUGAAGUCACUAUAGCCGGUUAUUCUAACCCCGGCAACGCUACAGGUGUUUUUUAUGCUUCCACGGAGACUCACGGUGUGUUUUAAUAUCAUUAAUAGUUACAUAAGCAUUUUAAUAAAUAAGAAAAUUUGUUAAAGUAUAGUAUCCUUACUAAUAUUAUAAACGCAAUAGUUUGUUUGUUUGUUUAGGCUGUAGGCUAAGUAAGGAUUGGUUAAUUUCACACAUUUUUUAAAACAUUAUGGAGAACUCUCAGGCAUGCAGGCUUCCUCACGAUGUUUUUCAUCACUUUUAAUGCAAGUGAGUAUUAAGUUGUUUAAAAAUAUCAUUUAAAUAAUGAAAUAUAUAUAUUAUAAUAUCAAUAAUUACCCUUCACGCCCUAACUAUGCAAUCUAUGUACUUGAUUUUUGGAAUAGAGUUAGUCGAAAGUCCGUUCAAUGAAAACGACACACAACAUUGUAUACACAAGCGUCCACUGUACUGCAAAAUAGUGCACUGUUCUGUAUUCAUGGCCGUUAUUUUAUUCCUCAUGGAAAAGUUUUUCAAAUUACCACGCGAACUAUUGGGUUUAUUAUAGUAGAAACUAAAAAAGAUUUAAUUUUUUUGACUUUCAACUCAGUAGAAAGUUCUUCUAGGGCAUAUGGAUUCUCUAUGAUAUUCUUCUCGUAAUUUACUCUUAACCAGAUUUGGACAUGCGACUGAAAUCCUGGCGUUGAAACUUAUUAGUUAUAUACGGACAUGCUACGAGUAUCUCUACGUGAUCAAAUCAGAAAUGAGGAGAUCCGUAAGAGAACCAGACUUACCGACAUAGCAUCAGUGAGUCGCGAAGCUGGCAAUGGGCAGGGCACAUAGCUCGGAGAACCGAUGGACGUUGGGGUCUAAAGGUGCUGGAAUGGCGCCCCACCACCGGUAAACGCAGCGUUGGUCGGCCCUCAA
Molecule: messenger RNA, 1881 nt
Organism: Pararge aegeria (speckled wood butterfly)
Lineage: Eukaryota; Metazoa; Arthropoda; Insecta; Lepidoptera; Nymphalidae
Product: pancreatic triacylglycerol lipase-like
Exons: 2
Coding region: 21-1034 (337 amino acids)
Molecular function (GO): lipase activity
Source: RefSeq, a predicted model, not a curated record